ACCAGAGCUCAGUGCCCACUGACACACACCCUUACAUACGCUUCUCAGCAGGGCUUUGUAGUACUAUGUGCUCUCCCUCAUGUGUUCUUAUUAUACACAACAGGAAAUACUGGUACAUACUGGUUCAGCCAAAAUCACUUGCCCAAGAACAUUUCCAUUGCGUUUUUCUGCUUUGUCGUUUUUAUACACAUUUAAUAUUCAUAAUUAUACAUACGGCUGGUUCCGUGUAGACGGAUGAGAGUAAAACCCAUCUGGAUUGAGCAAUGGAGCUGCUUCUCUUUCUUCUCAUUCUUACGAUUGCGUCUUCAUCAGUCAUCUCAGCAGGAAAUGACCUCACAAGUACGGCCCUUCCAGAUACAACUUCAUCACCACGGUCUGUUGAUUCAAAAACAGUCCAAACAGAAAAAACUGUGUCUUCUACUGUUUCAUUUCAACAUGAGGAUGUCAUGACCAACCACACCUCAACAACCGUGAGCACAACCACAGCUUCUUUAUCUUCCAGACACUCAGGCGGUACUGAUGGAUCCAGCCUCUCUUCUACAAAUAGCACACCAGAAGUCCAAACAGAAAAAACUGUGUCUUCUACAGUGUCUUCUACUGUUUCAUCUCAACAUGAGAAUGUCAUGAUGACCAACCACACCUCAACAACCGUGAGCACAACCACAGCUCCUUUAUCUUCCAGACACACAGGCGGUACUGAUGGAUCCAGCCUCUACUCUUCAAAUAGCACACCAGUGGGUGCUUACGAACGUCCAAUGACUUCAACAACAGUUAUUUCAAACGUCAGCAUGCCAGAAAUGACGGCAACGCCUUCACAAGCACCAGACAGCAGUCUCACUUUGCUUGCCUUUGGUGUGAUGAGCCUUAUACUCAUUUUAAUUGUUGUCAUGGUGAUCUUGGUGACCGCUAUCAACAUCAGGGGACGGUGUAAAGAUACCAGGCAGCACAAGGGUAUUAAAAGCUAUGACUCUGUGGUAUUGGACAGCAACGUGAGCAGCAACUGUGAGAAAGAGAGCAUCACUCUUGUCUCUGUGAGGACAAUAAACACAGAAAACAAUACAGAUUCUCCUCAGAUCUCUUCAGUUCACAGCACUACAGUGGACAAUGAGGACCAAGAACUUGCCAGAGACUUGCUGGGGAUCAAAGAUGGAGUUUGAUUUCACUCAUUCAUAGUGCAUGGAGAUUGGAGGCUGCAUACUUAUUUUAGAUAUUUAUAAUGUUGAACGAAUGUGAAUUAAUUUGCCUCUACUGAUGGUCAGUGUACAGAUCACACAUAAUGUUUAUUACAUGCAUUGGUGCUCUGCAUAUAAAAAAUAUCAUUAUAUCUGCCAUGCACUCAUAUAUUAAACAGGACUCAGUCGUCAAUAGUAAAUGUCACUUUUUGUGUUUCUCUUCUUUUUUCAGAUAAAAAAGUGCAUUUAUGUCUAAUGUCAAAUAUAAGGCAAAAAGCAAGAUACUGAACAGCUUAAUAAUUAUAAGGUUUUGAGAUAAAAAAAAAGUUCUAUAAAAAAUAUUGCUGUUUUUGUUUUUUUGUAUAUGGCUUUUGUAUAUCGCAAGUGAAUAAAUUUGACAAUGCCAUUUUCACAUUAUAGUGUGGACUCAAGAGGUAUUUAAAAACGAUGCUGCAUGUUUAGUCAUGUGAUGCAUAUUGUACCUAUAGAUAUCUAUGUUUAUACCGGUAUGUGCCUGCUAUGCUGUUCACUUUCAGUGUUGCUAAAGAUAAAUGUUACUUUGAGCAAUGUUCAUAUUACAUUCCUGGAAAGAUGACAUCAGAAAAGCUUUCAAAAGGCUGGUUACAAUAAUAAAUGGUGUAUCUGA
This is a messenger RNA of Megalobrama amblycephala (Wuchang bream), 1818 nucleotides long. It is a transcript of the gene ecscr, whose product is annotated as endothelial cell surface expressed chemotaxis and apoptosis regulator. The record is from RefSeq and is a predicted model, not a curated record. The transcript is spliced from 11 exons. Bases 264 to 1157 code for a protein of 297 amino acids. NCBI's taxonomy places the organism in Eukaryota, Metazoa, Chordata, Actinopteri, Cypriniformes, Xenocyprididae.